UUUCACAAUACAGUCAGCUGAUAUGAGUCAGCACAGCGUGAGUUAAUACAAGAGCAGGAAGCAAAAGCAGAAAUAUCAGAGCAAAGGGUCAACGAGACAGGUUGCUGGUUUGAAGAUUUUGAGUUGAAGAUGAUGUUGGCCUUUGCCUCAAUCCUCUGUGUUUCCAUGGUGAUGGCCAGCCCAUUUCCAGAUUAUGGGCCCCUGUCCCAAAAUAUGGUGAACUUUAUCAACAAACUGAACACAACCUGGCAGGCUGGUCACAAUUUCCAGAAUGUUCCUUUGAGUUACGUGAAGAGAUUGUGUGGAACUUUCCUCAAUGGACCCAAACUGCCCUUAAGAUCGCAGAAGCUCACUGCUUUGAACCUACCAGUAAACUUUGACUCUCGGGAACAGUGGCCAAACUGUCCUACCAUCAAGGAGAUCCGUGACCAGGGAUCAUGUGGAUCAUGUUGGGCCUUUGGUGCAGUGGAAGCAAUGUCUGACAGGAUUUGUAUCCAUUCCAAAGGGAAAGUCAACGUGGAGAUCUCUGCUGAAGACCUUUUGAGCUGCUGUAAAUUUGAAUGUGGUAAUGGUUGUAAUGGUGGCUAUCCGUCUGGAGCUUGGGAAUUCUGGACUGAAGAUGGUCUAGUGUCAGGAGGACUUUACCAUUCAAAUAUAGGUUGUCGUCCAUACUCCAUCCCUCCCUGUGAACACCACGUUAAUGGCUCUCGGCCAAAAUGUACCGGAGAGAUUGAAACUCCCAAAUGCUCUAAGCGAUGUGAGGCUGGUUACACACCAGAGUACAGAAGUGACAAACACUAUGGCCUUACUUCAUAUGGCGUCAGUUCAGAUGUCACUGAGAUUAUGACAGAGAUCUACAAGAACGGGCCAGUGGAGGCUGCCCUCAUAGUCUAUGCUGACUUCCUGCACUACAAAUCAGGAGUUUACCAACAUGUGGCUGGGGAGCCAAUGGGUGGUCACGCUAUCAAGAUCUUGGGUUGGGGCGUAGAGAAUGGAACUCCCUACUGGUUAGUUGCCAACUCCUGGAAUACAGACUGGGGCGAUAAUGGUUUCUUCAAAAUCUUGCGUGGCAGCAAUGAAUGUGAAAUCGAAUCAGAGAUUGUGGCUGGAAUUCCUCGGGACAUGUAAAGAACAAGUACCAAUGAGGUGGUAAAUCCAGUGGUGAGGUUCCAAGCCCACAAUCCGUCAGUAAUAUACUGGGAGGUGGCACAGGACUCCCUGGAGUGCUCAGCACCAAUACCUGAUAAAGUGCAUGUGCACAUUCCUCAGAGUCUCGGCACCUAACACACAAAUUCUCAUUACAAUCAUAUGCAACAAACUUGAUUUAACAAGCUUUCUUUAAUCUGUCCCAGUAACCAGCUGUUGGCUGUGAGAAUCUCUCAUGUAACACUUGCUUCUUUCACCCUUUGUCUCCCCUGAUCAGAUGAUGAUACUUUUGGAAGCAUGGAAAACUGUUAUUACACUAACGCACUACUUUCCACAAGCUGAAAAUAAAUUUUAUCUGAAAUCCUUGAAA
Molecule: messenger RNA, 1516 nt
Organism: Hemiscyllium ocellatum (epaulette shark)
Lineage: Eukaryota; Metazoa; Chordata; Chondrichthyes; Orectolobiformes; Hemiscylliidae
Product: cathepsin B-like
Exons: 10
Coding region: 130-1128 (332 amino acids)
Biological process (GO): regulation of catalytic activity
Cellular component (GO): lysosome
Molecular function (GO): cysteine-type endopeptidase activity
Source: RefSeq, a predicted model, not a curated record